AUGCGGUGGUAUCCUAGCAACGCGGACAAAAAGCAAGUUAGUGUCGUGAAAAAGUACGGAGCCCCGUUGAUGCCAGGCCUUGAGGUUGAGGACGAUUAUGUGCGUUCCUGGGAUGAGAAUCAAGGCUCUAAUGACAAUGUAGAUACCACCAAGGAUCCUUGUCAAAAGGUGAAGUGCAGCCGACACAAGGUGUGUAUCGCCCAGGGCUAUCAGAGAGCCGUGUGCGUCAACCGCAAGAAGCUUGAACACAGACUGAAGCAGCCCAAUCUCCGCUCCCCUAAUGGAAACUGUCAGCCCUGUCCCGUCUCCUCCACCGGGCCUGUGUGUGGAUCGGACGGACACAACUACGCCUCGAAGUGCAAGCUGGAGCAGCAGGCAUGUCUUACAGGGAAAGAGCUCACCCUGAAGUGUUCAGGUCUGUGUCCUUGUCCAACUGCAGCUCCGGCGUCCAGGGAGCCGAAAAGUGAGAGCUGCACUGGCCAAGAUCUGUCAGAUCUCGGCGAGCGUCUGAGGGACUGGUUCCAGCUUCUGCAGACCAAUGCCAAGCAGAACAACAACAGCAAGCCCGGGGCCAGAACCGCUGCAGCCAGCACUCCAUCAGUGCUGGACAGGAGCCUGGUCGCCAGCUGCAAGGACUCCAUCGGCUGGAUGUUUUCCAAGCUAGACACCAACAAUGACCUGUACCUCGAUCAGGCCGAGCUGGCUGCCAUCAACCUGGACAAGUAUGAGGUCUGCAUUCGGCCUUUUUUUAACUCCUGCGACUCCUACAGAGACAGCAAGGUGUCCACUGCUGAAUGGUGCCUCUGCUUCUGGAGAGAGAAACCGCCUUGCCUGGCUGAACUUGAGAGGAUUCAAGUCCUGGAUGGUGGCAAGAGAAAGUUUGGUCGAUUCAUCCCCAGCUGCAAUGAAGACGGCUACUACAGGAAGCAGCAGUGUGACAGGGGCGAGUGCUGGUGCGCCGACCAAAACGGAGGCGAAGUGGCCGGGUCUAGGAUCCGUGGCAAACCGGAUUGCGAUUCUGAAAUGACAUAUUCGGGAGAUUUUGGCAGCGCUUUCGGAUGGGAGGAUGAGGAGGAGAAAGAAGCCGAGGAGACCGCAGAGGAGGCCGAGGAGGAGGAGGGAGAGGUGGGGGAAGUGGAUGACGGGGGAUAUAUCUGGUGAAGGGUCAGGGUGUAACAAAGCCCCUCUACAGGAGCGUCUCAGUGGCCCCGCAAAACACACACACACACACACACACACACACACAC
Molecule: messenger RNA, 1247 nt
Organism: Austrofundulus limnaeus
Lineage: Eukaryota; Metazoa; Chordata; Actinopteri; Cyprinodontiformes; Rivulidae
Gene: spock2
Product: SPARC (osteonectin), cwcv and kazal like domains proteoglycan 2
Exons: 11
Coding region: 1-1161 (386 amino acids)
Biological process (GO): anatomical structure development
Molecular function (GO): extracellular matrix binding; calcium ion binding; protein binding
Source: RefSeq, a predicted model, not a curated record